AUGAGUGAAAAAAAGUCUUCGGAAGCUGAGAAAAAGGCUAUGCGAGAAGCCGGAACCAACGAGAGCCCUUAUCGGCUCCGUGACCAUUCCAAGCCCCCAUCUCGUUACCGAGACUACGUUGAUGAGGAUAACUUGAAGGAGUCGAAAAACAGUUCUUUUAAGCAGAAAAAGCCCCGUGCGAAGCAAACCCCAGUUCCAGAACAAGUGACGCCUUCUAAGCGUGCUCGGACAACUAGUAGUAAUGGUGCAUCACCAAGGACUGUGGUUCAAAUGGACGAUGAUUUGAGCAGUAAUGCUUCUGGCACUCUUGGAACUCGAACAACCUCAAAGUCAGACUCCCGAACUGUGUCAGUGCAGCCUCAUACGAGUACGCAAGAUGCCUUUUCUACUAGAGCGUCAAGUGAAGCAUCGUCAGGACAAGCUCCGUCUCGACGAUUACCUGGAAGACCUCGCCCAGGGCAGGCCGAUCUUUCUCAUACUAUUAAAGACAACUUGCGUCGUUUAAAGAAUGUUUUAAAACUUCCGAAGGCUCGACGUUGGGUUUAUUGCGAAUUCUUUUAUUCUGAAGUUGAUCAACAGCUCUUUCUUGGCGACAAUGAAUUUUCACAGCUGCUUCGUGAAUCCUUCCCGAAUCUUCGUUGUCGCAACCUACGUAGGCCUGAAUGGCGUGCUAUUCGACGCCUCAUAGGGAAGCCUCGUCGUUGCUCCCAAGCUUUUUUGAAUGAGGAACGUGCAGCCCUUGAGGCCAAGCGUGCUAAGGUGCGGCAGAUAUACGAGGGGACUGUUAUGAGUUUAUCUUCUGAUUCUCUUGAUUUGCCUCUACGUUUACCAAGGCCACUUGUUGUUGGAGCAAAAAUUUAUGCUCGUGUGCGGCAACCUAAGGAUGGUAUUUAUGCUGGAACUAUCGAUGCUGUGCUUCCAGAUUCUUAUCGUGUCGUUUUUGACAAGGAAGAAAUGAUCCCACCACAGAUUAUUAAAGAUUCAGAAGUUAUGUCUGAACAGCGGGUCGAACUUUUAUCCCUGACUUAUUUUCUGGAGCAAAAUCGAGCGUCUAUGCCUUCAUCACUUAUAAAAUUGGGUUCUGCUCAGCAGUUAAUGUCCUCUCGUUUUGGUGACAGUAGGUUACCAUUUGGCAGACAUGAUUCUAUGUCUUACUCAAAAUUAGGAAUUCCACGAAGGUUGCCUGUAAACGCAAGAGAUGAAAAGGUCGGAAACUUUCCUGUGAGGAUGUUAGUGAUAUUGGUGAAACUGGCUAAGCUUAUUGAAUUAAAGAGAGGCUUUGUGAAACAGCUGACUGACUUAAAUGAUGAGGCUGAGAAAACGAAUCUUUUUUCUAAUUCGUAUCCUGCUACAUUCCAGACAAAAUAUGCUCAAUUAGUAAUUGAUCUUGAAACUUUAAAUAAGCAAAUGCAGUCUUAUUUAAACGGAGUUAAUGAGUACAUUACGCAGCUUCUCCCCCAGUUAAGUGAAGUCACUGUGACGUCACGUCCAGAAACUUUGAGAAAGCUCUGCCAAACACAUGCAGUACAGAUAGUGAAGCAUUGUAACAAUGGCCUCAAUGUCAAAAAGAAACGAGCUCUUGACUUGAUCACUUCUCUUAUAGCUCUACUUCUUCAGGUGAGAUCGCUGGGCCAGCAGCGGUGUACAGCUUAUGACCUCCAUACUCUCGCAGAAUCAUUAACGGACAUUCGCAAAUUUAUUCAACCGUCUAAUACUGCUGCUUUUCAAGAUUACGUUGAAGUUCAUAUGAAGCAAAUUCAUAACAUGAUGCUUAACAGUGGUGCUGUUUAG
Messenger RNA from Enterobius vermicularis (human pinworm), 1791 nucleotides. The record is from the annotation of a GenBank genome assembly. NCBI's taxonomy places the organism in Eukaryota, Metazoa, Nematoda, Chromadorea, Rhabditida, Oxyuridae.